UCUCUGCAACGAUGCUUCGGGGAGCCACGGUAUUUUCCAAACAGGAUUUGCGGUCCGCAUACUGGCAGAUACGAAUGGCGGACAAUUCCAUCCACAAAACUGCUUUCCGCACUGGGUACGGGUCAUACGAGUAUCUGGUAAUGUCGUUCGGACUCACCAACGCACUGGCAAGGUUCCAAGCUGAAAUGAACCAUAUUCUAUGCCCACUCUUAGACGAAUGUGUGGUGGUAUACCUGGACGCCAUCCUCAUCUACUUGCGCAACAUGCAGCAGCACGUCCAACACCUGCGACGCGUCUUUGGCAUUCUCCGACGAGAACGAUUCACGUCGACCCCAAGAAGGUCGAAGCCGUACGCACACAGAUGGACAGACCGAGCGCCUACACCAAAUUGUAGAGCAACUCCUUCGCGCAGCAUGCAAAGACAAAAUCUCCAAAUGGGACUUGCAUCUGCCCAUCCUGGAGUUUACCUACAACAACGCCACUCACGCCUCUACUGGACAGACGCCGUUCUUUCUCUGUUACGGAUGCCACCCGCUCACGCCCACAAAAAUCGACAGCAUCAGCCACA
Closterium sp. NIES-67 is the source of this 568-nucleotide messenger RNA. The record is from the annotation of a GenBank genome assembly. Lineage: Eukaryota; Viridiplantae; Streptophyta; Zygnematophyceae; Desmidiales; Closteriaceae.